AUGUCAGUUGGGCCUUGGGGAGGCCAAGAUGGAUAUCGUUGGGAUGAUGGUGUACAUUCUGGCAUAAGACAGUUGGUGAUUGCUCAUGGAGCUGUCAUCGACUCCAUUCGGAUUGAGUAUGAUGAUAAAGGAACCUCAGUAUGGUCAGAGAAGCAUGGUGGCAGUGGAGGCCCCAAAACUGAUCAAGUCAAGCUUGACUACCCUAAUGAAUAUCUGACAUCAAUCCAGGGCCACUAUAGUAGCUUGAAUGAACGGGGACCAGUUUCCAUUCGUUCGCUUUCUUUCACAAGUAACAAGAAGACUUAUGGACCGUAUGGAAUUGAACAAGGGACAUGCUUCUCGUUUCCAAAGAUUGGGGGAAGAAUUGUUGGAUUCCAUGGCAAGUGUGGUUGGUAUCUUGAUGCCUUGGGAGCUUACCUAGAGCCUCACCUCCCGAGGACAAACCCUUUAAAUCCUAUAGUUCAGUCUCAUUGUUUUGCUAGUGGGACAGAGAGUUAUGGAUACUCUGUAGUACAAGGAAGUCUAGGCAACAACUAUGAUGUCAUUCUUGCUUUUAGACAGAAGAACGAGUACAGUUAUCAACCGCCAAAUAAUUAUGGUUAUCCAUCGCCAAAUAAUUAUGGUUAUCAAUUGCCAAAUAAUCUCCCGAGGCAAAGCUCUGGUUCUGAAGAGUCCAGUGAUUCAGAUUCAGAUGCUAAGGUGUCUAGGGCUCGUAUCCUUUCCAAACCCAUCAAGAAGUACCCGUCAGAUCUUGAUAAACGCAUCAUUACAUAUGGAGCCUGGGGGGGCAACGGUGGCACCAUGUUUGAUGAUGGAGUCCACACAGGUGUUAAACAAAUUCUUUUAUCACGCAAUGUGGGAAUAGUUUCAAUAAGAGUUCAGUAUGACCAAGACGGGGAAGAUAUUUGGGGAAGCAAAAAUGGAGGGACUGGUGGAUUCAAGUCUGAAAGGAUAACUUUCGACUAUCCCUGUGAAAUCUUGACGCAUAUAUCAGGAUACUAUGGACCUGCAAUGAUUAUGGGGCCAACUGUGAUCAGGUCUCUCUCAUUCCAUACUACAAAGACUAAGUACGGACCAUUCGGAGAGGAACAAGGUCAACACUUCACCACCAACUUAAAGGAAGGUAAGAUUGUUGGAUUCCAUGGGAGGAAAGGCUUGUUUCUUGAUGCCAUUGGCGUCCAUGUGAUGGAAGGGAAAGUGACACUGGCCAUAAGGCAACCUUCCGACCCUUAUAGUGAAGAUGAAAAAAUCAAAGGGAAAGUAACAUCGCCAACUUUGCUAUUGCCGGCACGUCCUCCAUCCAAUCCCUCUGGUCAAAGUGAAGUGUCAAUGCUACCAUCGCCAGUACGUCCUUCGUCAUCAAUUCCGACUAGCCAAAGUGAAGUACCUGCUAAUGAUACUGAUAAACCGCGCUGGUCUAGUAGACUAGCUCUACCAAGGCGAGCACAUAGGCCUACUGAUGAGGUGGUACAACGGGUUGUGAAAGAGCCAGCUUUAUGUGAGACAGGACCGUGGGGUGGAGAGGGAGGGAGGCCAUGGGAUGAUGGAGUGUUUUUGGGGAUCAAGCAAAUCUACCUAACCAGAAAUGAGGCCAUAUCUUCAAUACAAAUUGAGUAUGAUCUAAAUGGACAAUCCGUUUGGUCUGUAAAACACGGAGGCGAUGGUGUGGGGACUCCAACUGCGAUUAAACUGGACUAUCCCCAUGAAGUGCUUACCUGCUUAAGCGGAUUUUAUGGACCCAUCAAUGGAGAUUAUGGACCAAGGGUGAUAAAGUCUCUCACAUUUACUACCAGCAGAAAAAAGUAUGGUCCGUAUGGAGAGGAAGUGGGUACUUUUUUCUCUUCCAUCAAAACGGAAGGGAAGGUGGUGGGCUUCCAUGGGAGGGGCAGCAUCUACUUGGAUGCCAUUGGAGUCCACAUGCAGCAC
This is a messenger RNA of Thlaspi arvense, 1926 nucleotides long. The record is from the annotation of a GenBank genome assembly. NCBI's taxonomy places the organism in Eukaryota, Viridiplantae, Streptophyta, Magnoliopsida, Brassicales, Brassicaceae.